Drosophila teissieri is the source of this 1904-nucleotide messenger RNA. Its product is annotated as mucin-2. The record is from RefSeq and is a predicted model, not a curated record. The coding region runs from base 1 to 1869 and encodes 622 amino acids. Lineage: Eukaryota; Metazoa; Arthropoda; Insecta; Diptera; Drosophilidae. The transcript has 4 exons.
AUGGAAACCAUCGAGCCAAACACUCGAAUCAUGAUGAUGCUGCUGCUACUAUGGGUGCUACUUGUUGGACCUUCAGUUUUCGGUUCGCCUUUGGAGAUGCAACUUUUGGAUAUGAUGCUGCGCGAGGCGGAGGACUAUCCCAGCAAUGGUCGCGAUCAGAGGGAUAUAUCCGUUUUGCCAGCUGCUCCGAUUGGUUGCGAUGACAGCGGCGAUUCACAGGACCCAUUUAGCCACAUUUUCGACGACUAUGAGGAGAGCAAGGAGGAGUGUAUGGACUUUUUGCCACCCUGUGAAGCAUCUUUCGAGGAAGGUCUGCCCAUUGAACACCCGUGUUUCGUCAGAUUACUCCUGCUCAGAACACCGCUGCUUAAACAGGAUCCCUGCGCCAAUUUCACCCUGGUAACAGAAGGAGCAACUACCACAGUUAAGCCCAAAACCAGGAAAUGCAAUCCCAAAAGUAAAGCAAAUAAAAGUGCCACACCAAACGAACUACUGGCACUGCCCAAUAAUGGUACACUUAAUUCAACCACAAAUACACCAUUGAGUUCAACAACAGAAACUGCAACCGAUUCUAAAAUCAUAAAAAUUAAAAAGUUAGUGCCAAGGAUCAAAACAAACACCACAACAUCAACAACCACAACAACUUUGGAAACCACAACCAUAGAAGAGAGCACCUCACCAGCGGAAACCAGCACCGCAGAAGUGGAACCGGAAACGACACCUGAACAGGAAACAAGUUCAACAACAACUAGUACCACAACCUCUACUACACAGCCACCGUUUACAGAGAACCAAUUAAAGCGAUUGAGAGCCUUAAGGAGAAAGAAUGCCAGGCCAAAGUCACCGAAAGUACCCGAUCCGCCACAGAUCAAACUCGAUAAUGCCAGCCAACCCAGCGAGGUCAUUCAGGUGAUCAUGACCACCGAAGCUGCCGAACUGAAGCUCCAACCGGAAGUCAACACCACCUCGACAACGGUCGUGCCUCCAACAACUGUUUCUACAACAACUUCCGGUCCGGAAACCACCACAUCAGACAGCUGCGAAGAAGAAGUGGAAAGCACCACGGUGCCGGAAUUCUCAGGAUGUGAAGAUGACGAAGGUUCUAAGAAGUCAGAAAAUAGUGUAACUUCCACCACGGAGGAACCAUGUGAGGACACCGACGAGCAGGACACUAAUCUGUGUCCACAGUUUAUGCCCACCCAAGGGUCUUCAAGUCCAAGACCUCCUCCCUCAUAUCGUUUUCGAAAGCCCGUGAAAAACUAUGUGGAGCCCAUUUUGUACGAGGGUAACUUUGGCAAGCCGCUUCAGCAAAUGGCUCCAGUGGGACCCCAGCAGAGGGAUUACUUUGUGUCCAAUAAACAAAUAGUUCCCAAGCCAAGACCCAAGUACAGGAAACGUAUACCGCCCUCCAUCUACAUGAACAACAUUGUGAGGGGCCUGGAUUGCAGCGAUGAAGUUGGGCAGUAUCCCCCAAGGAGCCCCAAUCAGCCGCAAAGAUUUUGGGGUGCACCACCUGUAGGCUUCCUUCAGCGGAAUGAGGGCUCAGUAAAGCAACAACCUGAGAGAAAAAUGAAAAGUUUUGCACCAGUCCCUAUUAAGAGAAAGCCUUUCUAUCCAAGAAGUUCGGAGGAAGCGAUGGAGAGACAGUAUAUGAUGGAAAGGGAUCCUGAACCGCGCCCGCAAUAUCACCAUUACCCUGAAGACGAACUAUUUCACGAGGAUGCGCCACUCACCUCGCCCACUCCCAGCUUGGAUCCCUGCCAGCAGGAGCACGAUCAUGUCCUCUUUCGCCAGAGACCACAUCACCAACACACAGAUCAUCUUGUAGACUAUCCCCAAUCACCCCAUUCCUCACAAUUUUUCACCUAAUUAACCUAAUCCAUAACUUAGCCAAGUGGCACACA